AUGCCUCUCUUCAAGUCAUUGCGUUCCAAAUCUUCGUUGAAAUCUUCUUCUGCUUCUAUUUUGAGCGAGAAUGAUAAACCAUCAGAUUUUGGACCACGUUCACCUUCAAAUGCUACUUAUAGCAGCAAGAAAGCAUCAGAUUUCAACAGCAUAAGUCGCAACGGCAACAAAAAUACGUAUGCUUCAGGUCUUCCUUCUUCUCCUUCGGCCGCUUCCGUUCGUACGAAUCAAUCAAACGCCGUUCAAGCUCAACCACCUAAUCUGAUGGAAGUAGUUACGCCUUCGGAAUCAUACAGCAGUAUGCCAAAGCCAAGUGAAUUAUUUGCAGGUAAAGGAGUUCAGUGGGAAACAGUCAAAUUGGCCGGUCCAGGCUCAUCUCCUGCAGUACAGGAACGUAAUACCCAAAAUAAUACCGAAGAUCUUCAAGCAUUCUUGAAACAACGUCGUCAAUGGAAACCAACUUUUGUCACCGAAGAAACGAUUCCUCGUUCUACUGCUCCAACUGAUUUGAACAAACUUUCUUUUACGUCUCCUGAUACAACUUUGAACUCAAAAGGAGGUUUGAUGAGCUUUGAGGAUUUGGAUAAAUCUCAUCAGCGUAAGCAACAGCUCUUGAGCGAUCAUCCACUGGGAGAUAGUUUGUGGGAAUCGCCAGAGACAAGCAAGGCAGGUGCAGCAAAAGCAGGCGCAAGCGAAUCAACAGCAAAGACAGCACCUGCAAGACCGGCAGAAUUGGCGCAAAAGCGCACUUCAAGCUUCAAACUCGGUCGUAAGAAUACGAACCCACCUGCUGCAAGUGCACCUGUAGCCCCUUCCCGUACUUCUUCAACACAACAGGUGAUCAAUUCAACAAAGACUGCUAUUGCCUCAACGGCUGCUACAAAUGAGGCCUCAUCAAACUCUGCUGUGCCAUCGUAUCCCACAGAUUACGCAGCACAGCAAAAGCAGGAUGCCGGCCUGGCAAAAACGGUAGCGCCAGAUAAGAAUGGCUCUGCCAAUUUACCACCUCCGAUCACCUCAACUCCAGCCUCUGAAGGACAUUCGAAUGUGAUCUCUCAGCCAGCAGCAACGACUGUUCAGAAUAGUGAACAUCUAAAAGCAACUGAUGGUCCGGCAAACGAUCCAACUAACGUUCGACAAUCGAUUGAUACUGCAGGUGGAUUUGCAACUCCCGAAGGAAAUUCUAGACCAGUUUCGAGUCAUGAUCUGGCCACUAGUGCCAACUCCAACACCAGCAAUGGCGAUGCUCAGGGUCUAUCCGCUCAAGUUGCUCAUCCCGAAACAGUUGUAGAAGAACCAACGACGCCAACGGUUGCAAAGAUCUCUACCGUACGCUCAGACCUUGAUGCAACGCCAGUGAAGCAAACACCAACAACUGCUGCUGCUGCUGCUGCUGCUAUUCCUACGUCGAAUGCAUAA
Meira miltonrushii is the source of this 1419-nucleotide messenger RNA. RefSeq lists its product as uncharacterized. Lineage: Eukaryota; Fungi; Basidiomycota; Exobasidiomycetes; Exobasidiales; Brachybasidiaceae. The coding region runs from base 1 to 1419 and encodes 472 amino acids. The transcript has a single exon. The record is from RefSeq and is a predicted model, not a curated record.